AUGGUCCUAAGCUCCUCAAAAAGGCGACGGCUCAGGAAGGCCAAAAGAGCGACGGAACAGCAACAGCUGAUUACCGGCUCUCAGAGGAUACCUGAGAACCCUGGAACUGCCCCCGCGGUUACCACAACUGCAGGACGCGGAAAAAGGGCACCGAAGCCGACUGGGUCCUCUGCCGCGCUCAAGCCUAUUGGCUCUAGGUGCGGUAAAGGACCUAGAGGGGGGUACCAAACCAAAAACCCAAACCAAACCAAACAACAAACAAAGGGCCAGAAACGCGAUCGGCCAGAGGAAACCGUGACACCGACUGGGGAGAGUAAAAGGGUUAAACCUAACAAACUCCGGCUGGAGUCAGGGACCUCGGCCAGUUACGCGGAAGCGGCAGCAUCCUACAAAGCCAACGAGCUUUGUGUUGCCGUGAUGACUGAGCCCUUUAUAGACAUGACACAAGAACAGGCAGAUAACAUCCGCCUACAAAUCGAGGGUAAAAUCCAAGAUGAGCUCAUGGCGGAUCUUGAAGCUACCCUAGCAACUGAACCCAACGACAUCAGAUUCCGGGGAAGAGCCCACUUCUCAGAUGGUGUCCUCAAAACUUGGUGCGAGGAUACCUACACGCUGGGAUGGCUUACCGGAGCAUGCGAUGUCAUCAACAAUCCGAUACCGGACACCAAACUGGUGGUACGGCCUCAGUCAGACAUUCCGAAGAAGGUGCCGUGCUUACUGCAUGUUCCAGAGUUCACUGGUAGCACGGAAACUUUACGGAAACUGAUCACCAGGCAAAACCGCCACCUAAACAUCAGAUCUUGGACCCUGACUCACGAACGUAGAACACAGGACCCGACAGGCGUAUCUUUGUUCCUUCGUGUUCCGGAAUAUGAGAUCUCAAAGAUCAAGGCACACGAACGUCGCAUCUACUAUCUGAUGGGGAACAUCUAUAUCCGAAUUCUGGAAAAGGAUGAACCCUCAGUGGUAGCUGCCGCCACAGUAACUACUGCCAGUACAUCGGGGACGGGAUCCUCGGGGCCAAAGCCGCCCUCGUCAACGACGGAGAUAGCCGCGGUUGCCGAGGAGACAGGGGGGAGUGAAUUCAGCGACAGCUGUUUGCGCUCCUCCCCCUAACCGGACUGACCUUAUCCAGACCAACCUCCAGCACAGCCAAACAGCGUCGGCUUCACUACGCAGACUGCUGGAGACCAACCCGAAGACCAUUGCCGCGAUCCAGGAGCCGUGGAUCAGGAAUGGCAAGGUAUGCGGCCUGGGUAACACCGGUGGUAAACUUUUGCUGGAUACCUCAGGACCUUACAACCAUUAGGUUACCUAGGGACGCACAUCCAGACAUCGUCCUGGCGUCCGCCUACCUACCGGGUGACGAGGACGUGCCCACUCCAGAACUCGGCCUUCUGGCUGACUACUGUGAGAGGGAGAAACUGGAGCUUAUAAUCGCAGCAGACUCCAACGCGCACCACACGCUAUGGGGUAAUGCAAAUACCAACGCUCGAGGUGAGAAUAUGCUUAACUUCAUUCUUAGCAAUAAUCUUAUCUUAGCAAACAGCGGCUCUGAACCAACCUUUAUCAACGCACGCUCGCAAACCAUAAUCGAUCUAACAAUGGUGACCUCUGGUCUGUCAGAUCACAUACAGGAUUGGCAUGUCUCCAGAGAGCUAUCAUGCUCAGAUCACAGGUGGAUCCGCUUUACAAUCAAAGGGGAGCUACCUAAACCACAACCACGACGCAUACCUCGGAGAACUGAUUCAGUAAA
Molecule: messenger RNA, 1756 nt
Organism: Pieris brassicae (large cabbage white)
Lineage: Eukaryota; Metazoa; Arthropoda; Insecta; Lepidoptera; Pieridae
Exons: 3
Coding region: 1-1116 (371 amino acids)
Source: RefSeq, a predicted model, not a curated record